AUGGCUCGCAGUGUAGGAGCUAUUUCACGGCGUGAGCUGAGGGAUCCCUACGUCAUUUAUAACAAAAGGGCCAACCUGGAACAACAAGAAUUUAUGGAUGAUUGUAAUCAAGCUAUGGACACACUCCUGGUAUUUGCUGGUCUCUUUUCUGCGAUCACAACUGCGUUUAUCAUAGAAACCUACAAGGACCUAAAACGUGAGCCCGAAGCAAAGUCGGAGCAACUCCUUCAAGCAAUCUUAGAACGCAACUGGACCCAACCAUCACCAGGGUUCUCCUUGGAUUCAUUCACUGCGGAACAUCAUGCGGUAGUUACAAAUACCCUUUUCUUUCUCAGCUUAAGUAUCAGCCUCGUUGCAGCGCUCGGCGCUAUACUUGUCAAGCAAUGGGCGCGCAAGGUCUUUGUUGACAUCAAGAAAAUUGAAGCAUCCCGGGAAAGAGCAAGAAAUUACUUAAUUCGCAAGCGGGAUGUCGAAUACUGGCGCAUUCCAGAAGUAGUGGCUCUUGUCCCGAUGCUACUCCACGUCGCGCUCGCCGUGUUCUUCGUUGGCCUUAUAUUUUGGCUCAAGCGCAUAAAUCCCAUUGUGUCAUGGGUCUCAGCGGGGGUAGGAAUUAUCGCACUCAUUCUGUACACCGUUGUAGCCGUCAUCCCCACUUGGUCAUCAACAGCUCCUUUCCGCUGGCCUGUUUCAACCGCGCUCACAUAUUUAUUCCGUGGGAUGACAACGUUGUUUCGCUGGAUUUCAUCGUGGACGAGGCAGCUGUUGGCGGGCACCCGUUCGAUAGUUUAUGACACAGAAAAAGGUUCUCCGUUGGUGACUGAUCCACUACAAGUAGCAACUUCAGCCUUACCACCUUCUCAACCGGAUAAUGCGCCUUCUUUUACCUCAUCCAAGAUAGAAGUUAUCCUCUUUGAUACCUUCCCGCCAUUGACGACCAUCAUUGGCAUGCCUGGGCCAGCCUGGGAAUGGAUCGAAGGCGGAAAUAUCGACAAAGUCGACUUAGGUGUCUUCCAUGAACUUUUCCUCGAUCCAGAUCCUAUUUCGGCGUUGGAAGAUACCGCAAACGCCCUCAUCACUUACCUGGUGCGGAGCGCAAAGCGUGACCGGAAAAUAACUAGCACUUCAUUUAAACCGAUAGUACGACGAUUCGCAGAUUGCCUGUUGACAUAUCGCGCGUACUCAAAUGGCACAUACGAAAUCCGGCCUGGUCAGUCUCAAGAACUGGCCAUUACGAUGUCCCAAUUCUUUGAAAUUGCCCUUCAAGUGAAGGCAAUAGACACGGUGGAAUGUCGAGACGCACUCAAGGACGUACUCGGCGUGAUAGAUCUAUUGCUGCAAGAAGGGAUGCGGCAUGGAUCGGUUCCAGAAAUCGUCCUGUACGCAUCCGUUAGCGCUCAACUGAGUCGGGUCCUGCAAACCUAUCAUCAUUUGAAUCUUGCUGUACGCAUCCUCUCCACGCUUGGUGACUUUGGACCAUGUUCUGCCUAUCUGGCCGCAUUGGAGACCGAGCAACCCGGCAUUGGCAUCGGGGGUGUCAGUCGGGCCAAUAGAGAGAAAUCCCAAUCAAAUCACGAGGAGUGGACGGCACACGAGCUCGAAGAGUUCCGAACUCAGCUCAGCACCUAUAUUUGGGCUUUAACGCAACUAGUUAUUACUCGUUUCAGCGGAGGUACAGAGGUCAGCGAAAAGGACAAAGCGCAACAAGAUGAACUAUACACGAGGGUGGACUAUAUUCUAUCCUUCCUGGCGCUCGCAGGCGAUUCAGGGCAGACCUUCCCACUUCUCCGUGGAGAUGUGGACGAGAAUGAUCCUACUGAAAACUGGGAGCUGUUGCAAAAUACAGGGUGGCGAACACCUCAUAGAGAGCUGAUUGGAUCUGCCGAUGUAGUAAGCCCCCGCGAAAUAAGGCUAUUGUUGGAAUUUGAAACGUUCGUGCAUGAACAUAUUUUUAAGAACCUCCUUGAAAAAACCGGGAGUGAAGACGCAUUCACAGACCAAGUCACAGACUGCUCAUCACAACCUAGUGUGUUCGGCGCCUGGUAA
Molecule: messenger RNA, 2043 nt
Organism: Serendipita indica DSM 11827
Lineage: Eukaryota; Fungi; Basidiomycota; Agaricomycetes; Sebacinales; Serendipitaceae
Source: the annotation of a GenBank genome assembly